Molecule: messenger RNA, 4808 nt
Organism: Boeremia exigua
Lineage: Eukaryota; Fungi; Ascomycota; Dothideomycetes; Pleosporales; Didymellaceae
Product: SAC3/GANP/Nin1/mts3/eIF-3 p25 family-domain-containing protein
Exons: 5
Coding region: 296-4363 (1355 amino acids)
Biological process (GO): mRNA export from nucleus
Cellular component (GO): nucleus; transcription export complex 2; cytoplasm
Source: RefSeq, a predicted model, not a curated record
AUGGAGCGAGGGCAUCGUGUGAGGGCGCUGGGUGUUGUUCGCGGCGAGACGCCAAGGCACGGAGGUCCCGCGGUUUGAGCUGCAGCGUAGCUCAGGUUCGCGGCGGACUUCUUUGUUUCCCCAACGCGGCGGCCUGUCGCGAUCAUUCACGACUCGACCUGCCGCAAUCAAUCACGACUCAACCUGCGCAGGCACCGCACCUUGCUCGCCCCUUUCAGCACCAGCACGUCGCACCCAUCAACCAUCACACGUCACCAGCACGCAUGCGCGCAUCGAGAACGGCCUAGGCGCGACAAUGUCGACAGUCGCUCGCGGCGGCGGCAGCAGAGGAGGGCGCGGCCGCGGAGCCGGCGUCAGCGUCUGGCGCGGCAGCAGCACGCGCGGCGGACUCAAUGGCGCGUCGAGCGACUCCAGCGACAAGCCUGCGCUCGGCGCGAAGAAGCGCGGUGGGGGUGCGCAGACCGGCGGGAGCAAGACACGCAGCCAUGCGCAAGAGCUGGAUGAAGAUGGCAACCCCAAAGCCAGCGCUCCCUUCGUCUCCAUGAACAAAUAUGGCACCGCCGCAAACUCGACCCCGCAUGCGAUCGACGAUUACACCAGCCGCUUCACAUAUUUACAAAAUGCACAGUCGAGCUGGCGCAAGCAGUUGCAGGAGAAAGGCUUCAUGAAUCCUGACGGGCAGAUGAAGCUUAGCGACUCGGUCAAGCUUGUCGGCCGAUGCAACGACAUGUGCCCGGAAUUCGAGAGGGUGCGCAGGAUAGUGCAGAAUGACUUCAAGCGUCCAGAAUGCACGCCCGAAACCGAACACCUCCCAUACAGCGCCCGAGUGCCCGACGAAUCACGCAUGGUGAAAGCCUUCACCCGAUCAUCGGCCGGUGCAGACGUGGAGCUGGUGAUUGACAUACGAAGUCCCGCAGCAUGUUUGAAAACUGUCCACUACCUCUUUAGUCGUCUGGACACAGAGGGCUUCGACCACCUGCACGCUUGGAUCUGGGACCGCACGAGGUCAGUCCGCAAGGACCUCCGAACACAAGUCGUCGAGAAGCCCUCUGACAUCCGGACACUGCUCGUCUGUCUGGAAGCGUCCGCGCGCUUCUACCUCCUGUCGAUGCACCAAAUGGCACAGUCUGAGAAGGAGGACUAUUCACAUCAGCAGGACAUGGAGCAAUUCAACCAGACUCUGACGACUUUGAGGGAGCGAUACGACGAUAACCGACGAGCGAACAUACCCUCUGACAACGAGGCUGAGUUUGUCGCAUAUCGCCUGAUUCUGGCAUCGUUCUACGCGAACAGCCAGCUCGAGAACGAGCUUCACAGCUUGCCGAACGACCUCCGCAAUAACAGACGCGUCUUGACUGCUAUUGAGAUCUUCAAGGCCGCCAAAUCAGCCUUCAAUUUCGGCUCCGAUAAAAGUUGGAUACAGGCGCAUGCUAACUGGAAGAAGUUCUGGGAUUUGGUCAAGUCGCCUAGUGUAUCAUAUCUCAUGGCAUGCGCUGCCGAAGUCACCUUCAACCGCGUCCGGCACGUCAUACUCGACUCGAUCUGGCAUGCGUAUAGGAGGGGAUCUAAAGGAGACGUAAGCGUCGAGGCUUGGACUACCGACAAGCUCAAGGAUGUGCUUGCGAUGGACGACGACAAGGACGCCGUCAAGCUUUGCGAACUUUAUGGAUUCCACUUUGGGCGGAGCAAUCAGGGCCAUACAUUUUUGGACAUUUCGAAACUGGGCAACAGCAACAAGUCGUUGGGUGUUCCUCACACCAUCAAACCGCAAAUGUUUUCCAAAAGAAUGGUGGAAUCUAAGCGACACAACCGAGCAUUCUCAGCAGUCAUCCAAGGCAUGACGGUGCAGCAAGCAAGGAGUAACCGGUUGCUGGUGGACCCGAAGACCAUACAGACGGGCGACGAAGAUUCGUUGUUCGUACCAGAGACUGUACCUGUGGCAAAACCGAACAUUUUCAGCCAGAACUCCAACACAACGAACGGCAUGCCGAACCCAGGCCCCUUUGCUUCACCCUUUCAGCCUCCAUCCCAACCUUCGUCCGGCAUCUCGAAACCGAAUCCGUUCGGCAACCCUUUCGUGAGCGCAUCUUCCAUCAGUCAGCCUACACAAACCGCCACUGCGCCAAUAUUCGGUGCGCCUGGUAUAUCUGAUGCGACUAAGCAUCCGAGCCAAUUUGCACCUAAGCCUGCCCCAAAUACCAACGACAACCCUUUCGCCAAAGCCGCAGCAGCGUUUCCUCCACAGUCUACUACUCCCAGCUCGACACCCCCCGGUUCUUUCAUUGGCGGAGGCCAGGCAUCAACGGAGCCUCAAGGUCAUCUAUCCAGUGGCCAAUCCACGCCAGCCUUCGGACAGACUGCCAAUCCACCUACUUCUGACGCCUCAAAGCCUUUUGUAUUUCCUGGGUUGCCUGAGCUGGACUGGAAAAUACGUAACGGACAGAUUCUGGAUACAUCCUCGACACCAGCAGGAUCGCCACCACCGCCAGACGGAGCAGCACAAGCUGCUGAAAAAGAAAAAGCCGAAGCGGAUGCGCGAGCGGCUGUGCUGAAGCAGAGGCAAGAGAUUGAGGCACGACGUAAACGUGAACAGGAAGAACAGGAACGGAGAGCAAAGGAAGCGCAGCAAGCCAAGGAAGCCGAGCUUCGACAAAUCGAGGAAGAGAAGCAGCGACAGUUGAGGGAAAAACAACAGAGGGAACUCCAGGAAAGGCAGGAGCAAGAGAGACGAAUACGAGAGGAACAGCAGCGACGACAACGUGAAGAGGAUGAGCGGCAGGCACGAAUACGGCGACGAGAAACGGCGUACGGCGCACUGACAUCAAGUAUCAUGUUUAGCGGGGAAGAUGGACUUCUGUAUCAGUUCUUAGAGAACACGGUCAGGAACGUCGCAAGGGAAGGCUACGAAGCGUGGCAGGCCCAGAAACGGCAGGAGAUGGAAGCGGCAGAACGGGAGAAGAAGCGCCAAGCAUUUGCACGUGCCGUGUUCACCCACUGGGUUGCACAGGUGCAGAGGAAGAAGCGCAACGCCAAAGCUAGGGAGAGAAGGAAACGUCUCAAAGCUCAGCGAGAACUGUCAAUCAAUGGUGAAGGUGACGCUGCGAGCGAGAUCGCCAGUGCCGAGUCGGUAGCGAGCACCCUGGUCAACGGCGCGUCAACAACAAAACACGCGCCAGCCAAUCACAGCCGACGCGUCAAGCGAACUGAGCAACGUCGUGCAGGUGCGAUAGCCAACCACGUCACUCAAGCCACCAGCUCCUCGCAGUCGCGAGCGGCCUCGUCACAGCACGCCCAGAAAUCGGACAUGGGAGCAACAAUGACGAAUGGUCACCACGUGCGCAGCUACUCCGAGGCUUAUAAAAAGUCGACGGCGCCUAUCGACCGCACCGAGACCGACUGGUUCAAGCUCCGGGCUAUGGGCAUUGAUCCCAGUAAGCACCGCAAGAGAAGCUUCGACUCAGCCACCGACGAGGAGCAUAAGGGGGAUGCCGAAACCAAGCGCAUACGGAGGUCUGACCCGACUGUAUCUUUGAUCUCACAGCCGCCGCCGGAGCCCGAAGCUUCGAAGCCACUCACUAUUGAGGAGCGUUUGGCUCGCAUUCGUGCCGUCAAGCAGUCUUUUGCGACUUCUGGCUCAGGCUCACCACCGGUCAAUGGCGCUACCCCCAAGCACUCCUCUUUCAACGGGCGCUCCAGCCUGCUCAUGUCGCACGCUCGUGAACUAAUUGCCAAGUCUCCGACUGCACAGCGGUCGCCAGUGGCCGUACAUGACUUUGGCCGCAGCGUUCCCAAUCUUAGUGUCUCGACGUCGUCCUUCCGCCAGUCCUUCCUGGGCAAGAGCGCUGGCUCUGCGCAGAGCAACAAGCCCGCAUACUGGGGCCGUGCCAGUCGCUUCGUUCCCCAGCACCUCUAUGGCAAGGGUGCAGAGGCCAUCCGCGCAUAUCGCGACAAGUACAUCAACUCACCAACCAGCACCCCACAGCCUGCCAUACCCGAGCCGCUCGCCCUCUCGUCGCCAAUCCCUGCACAGUUCUCCUACAUCCCGCAGCCAGGCUACACACAGUACAGCGAGAAUGGGAGCGGGAGCGGCGUUGACUUCGUCGACAUCGAUGCUGAAUCUAAUAUUGCCGGCGACACCGAAGAAGACUCUUUUGACGGCGACGAUGAAGAAGCUGAAGACGACAAUGAAGACUUUGACGAAGAGGAUGACGCUGAUGACGUCGACGUCAACGCCUACCCGGCCGACUAUGACGAGCAAGAAGAAUACACCACCGACGACGCCGAACAAUUCGCGCAGCCCGGCAGCAGCUUGGCUAUCGGCCCUGGUGCUACUCAGGACGACGCCAUCGAGCUGUCUGACUGACCCAACCAUAUAUUUGUAUACCACAUCACCCGGCAUCUGGCAGCAUAGCGUUGGCGUUCUGUUCUGUUCUGGUCUGUUCUGGCCUGGUUUGGUUUGGUUCAAUGCAUUCGACGAGCAAUGUGCAUUUUGUGGGCGGAUCAGGCGCGGUCUGUAAGGCGCGACACGGUAUGCUAUAUGUAGACCAAAGGAGUACUGUGAAGUUGAGACUAGACUGUGAUGGGUAACCAGAACGUCGAUCCCGAUCCCUAUCUCGUCUCUGUGAGAUGUUUGACCCUGACGUGUGUGUGAGUAUGGCGAGAGUGUGAUGUGUGAACACUCGUGCCUGCAGGCGGAUGGACAUGUAGACACGAGUACUGUACCCGGCGCCGCGCUGACUGAUGUCAUUUGUGGUUGGACCCUGCAUGUGCCCAUAGCUCCUCCCGCUCCUCCGAUCCUUCACACCUCA